Lathyrus oleraceus (garden pea) is the source of this 1596-nucleotide messenger RNA. Its product is annotated as 12-oxophytodienoate reductase 3. NCBI's taxonomy places the organism in Eukaryota, Viridiplantae, Streptophyta, Magnoliopsida, Fabales, Fabaceae. The transcript has 5 exons. Bases 187 to 1371 code for a protein of 394 amino acids. Gene Ontology annotation, molecular function: FMN binding; 12-oxophytodienoate reductase activity. Gene Ontology annotation, biological process: oxylipin biosynthetic process; jasmonic acid biosynthetic process. Gene Ontology annotation, cellular component: peroxisome. The record is from RefSeq and is a predicted model, not a curated record.
ACCACCCACCGUCCAAAUCUCAAAUCACGUUUCAUCACAAGUCUCUAACAUUAAAUCACGUGUUUAAACCCACCCAUUCAAACCAUGAAAAGAAGAAAAAAAAGUACAUAUUCUAAGUUAACACUUUCUCAACAUCUUCAAUUGUCUUCAUCAUAAUUCAGCAAGUUUAGAAGACGAAAUUCAUCCAUGGCUGAUAAUUCAACUUCAACAACAACCCUCUUUUCUCCUUACAAGAUUGCAAACUUCAACUUAUCUCAUAGAGUAGUGUUGGCUCCGAUGACAAGAUGCAGAGCCUUCAAUGAAACUCCAAACGAUGCUCUUGCUGAAUAUUAUCGUCAAAGAUCAAGUUCAGAGGGACUUCUCAUCACUGAAGGAACCAGCAUCUCUCCCUCCGCUCCCGGGUUUCCCCAUGUACCUGGAAUAUAUUCAGAGGAGCAAGUUGAGGCAUGGAGAAAUGUUGUGGAGGCUGUUCAUGCCAAAGGCGGCAUUAUCUUCUGUCAGCUAUGGCAUGUUGGCCGAGCUUCUCAUUCCGUGUAUCAGCCUGGUGGUGCUGCGCCCGUUUCGUCCACGGCCAAACCCUUUUCGAAGAGGUGGACAAUUCUCAAGCCAGAUGGCUCCUUUGGCCCGUACUCAGAUCCUCGCGCACUUACCACUUCUGAGAUACUAGAAAUCGUUGAACAUUAUCGCCAGUCAGCUAUUAAUGCAGUUCGAGCAGGUUUUGAUGGAAUUGAAAUUCACGGGGCACACGGUUAUCUGAUAGACCAAUUCUUGAAAGACGGGAUCAAUGAUCGAACAGAUAAGUAUGGCGGAUCACUUGAGAAUCGAUGCAGAUUCUUAAUUCAGGUGGUUCGAGCCGUUGUUUCUGCUAUAGGAGCAGAAAGAGUUGGUGUAAGAAUUUCACCAGCAAUUGAUCAUCUUGAUGCUACUGAUUCUGAUCCACUCGGAUUAGGCUUAGCAGUGAUUGAAAGACUAAACAGUCUCCAGAAAGAGCUUGGUAGAAAACUCGCAUAUCUCCAUGUCACUCAACCUCGAUACACAGCUUAUGGCAAAACUGAGCAUGGUAGUAAAAAAGACCAAGACGGAGUUCAUUUGACAAGGAAACUGAGAAUAGCUUAUGAUGGAACAUUCAUGUGCAGUGGCGGAUUCAAUAGGAAGUUAGGAAUGGAAGCUGUAGCCCGAGGCGACGCGGAUUUGAUAUCGUUUGGUCGUCUUUUCAUCUCUAAUCCAGAUUUGGUCUUAAGGUUUAAGCUUAAUGCACCUCUAAAUAAGUAUAACAGGAAGACAUUUUACACGCAGGAUCCUGUUAGAGGUUACACAGAUUAUCCUUUUCUCAGCAAAGGAAGCGGGACGGAGCUAAAUGCGCGUCUGUGAUUGUUCUUUUUGCUUUAUCAUUUUGAGUUUGUUACAUGAACAAUUAGAGUCUCAAAAUCUUAAGUAAAUGGUGUUAUUAUGAAUGCAAUCUCACCUAUGAUGGAUACUAAAUAUGUACUGUAUAAUUUGUACCUAGGUGAAAUUAUAGCUAUAGAAAUUAAGAAUAAUUACAGUAAAAUUUUGACAGGACGAUCCAAAUUAGAUUGCAGAUUCUGGUCCUUUCUG